ACAACACUUAUCAGAUGAAGUAUACUAAGUGUAUAGUAAGAAUAUUCUACAUGACUAUAGACAAAUUAUUUCAACAAUACUAUUUUUCACAUAUAAAAUGCUAUAUCUAUGCAAAAUUAUAUCAUACUAUUAUGAUAUUUCGCAAUAUCCAAUAUUGUAAUAAAACAUGAUAAAUCAGAUAUAACGCUAUAAAAUCGACGUCCACAAUGAUGAACGAUAUUUUACAGUUUAAAAUGUUCAAAACCGUCGCAGUCGGUUUGUUGAUAAUUUCAUCAAACGUUCUAUCGAGCGGAUACAAAUUUCCUGAUGGAUUUAUGUUUGGGGCGUCUACGGCUGCUUAUCAAAUAGAAGGCGGAUGGAACGAAGACGGAAAGGGUGAAAAUAUUUGGGAUCGUAUGACUCGUUCACGUCCAGAAUUGAUCAGCGACCGUUCGAACGGCGAUGUUGCUUGCGAUUCUUACCAUAAGUACAAAGAAGACGUGGCUCUCGCAAAGGAUUUAAACUUAAAAUGUUACCGUUUUUCCAUAUCGUGGUCUCGCAUUGCGCCGAGCGGAGAAGUGCACAAAUUAAACCCACUAGGAAUUGCCUAUUACAAUCGGCUUAUCGACGAACUUAUCGCUAACGACAUUGUUCCGCUGGUUACGAUGUACCAUUGGGAUAUUCCUCAGUACCUUCAAGAUUUGGGCGGCUGGGUCAAUCCAAUUAUGUCGGAUUAUUUUAAAGAGUAUGCUCGAGUGCUGUUCUCGCACUUCGGCGACAGGGUGAAAUGGUGGAUUACGAUUAACGAGCCCAAGGAAACGUGCAAAGGGUAUUCGUUUAACGGUUACGCGCCUUAUUUGCAUUUGAACCAGACCGGUUAUUAUAUGGCUGGCCAUACGCAGCUCAUAGCUCACAGUAAAGUUUACCACUUGUACAACGACGAAUUUAGAGCCAAACAACAAGGUAAGGUCAGUUUGUCAGUCAAUGGAUUUUUCUACGUACCCAAAGACGAACAAUCUCAAGACGAUGUAGACACUGCCGAACGGGCCAAUCAAUUUGAGAGGGGAUGGUUUAGUCAUCCUGUAUAUAAGGGCGAUUAUCCGCCAGUGAUGAGGCAAUGGGUAGACAAAAAGAGCAAACAAGAAGGUCGACCGUGGUCCACAUUACCGACAUUUACAAAAAAAGAAAUCGAACUCCUUAACGGUACGGCCGAUUUUUACGCUCUCAACUAUUACUCGACUCGUAUGGUAAAGCACGGUUCAGAUGCAGAUGUCAAUUAUAAUCCGGACGCCGAGUUCGAGACUUAUGUGGACAAAUCUUGGCCAGUGUCGUUGGCACCGUGGAUUAUAGCUGUACCGGAAGGCUUUAAAAGACUUCUGGUUUGGAUAAAAAACGAGUACGGCAACCCGCCCGUUAUAAUUACGGAAAACGGUUUUGGCGACAACGGCACGCUAAACGAUUUCGAAAGAAUUAGCUACAUCAAAAGUCAUCUUAGCGCCGCUUUGCGGGCAAUACACGAAGACGAAUGCAACGUCUUUGGCUACACGGUUUGGUCGCUGUUAGACGAUUUCGAGUGGAUGAACGGUUACGUGUACCGCUUUGGACUUGUCAGUGUAGAUUUCAAUAAUCCGCAAAGGCCUCGUACUCUUAAAGCGUCGUAUGGAUUUUUCAAGAAAGUCGUUGCCACGUACGGAUUAGACGACUCGUCGUCCACAACACAUUCUCUAAAAUUAUGGCUGAAUAUUUUUUUUUGUUUAAUCACCAUGUACUCAAUAUAUAUAUUUUAUAUUUUACCAAGAUAAUUGAAAUUAUAAUUCGGUAAA
Adelges cooleyi (spruce gall adelgid) is the source of this 1802-nucleotide messenger RNA. Its product is annotated as myrosinase 1-like. The transcript has 11 exons. The record is from RefSeq and is a predicted model, not a curated record. Lineage: Eukaryota; Metazoa; Arthropoda; Insecta; Hemiptera; Adelgidae. Bases 207 to 1781 code for a protein of 524 amino acids. Gene Ontology annotation, biological process: carbohydrate metabolic process. Gene Ontology annotation, molecular function: beta-glucosidase activity.